UGAGAGAGAAACCUCCAAAUGGGAUCAAUAUUUCAAAUUAUCAUUGUUGUUCUCUUCACGCUUUCCUUCAAAGGCUACGGUCAAUGUGAAAUAAAAGACAUAACCGUUGGAACAGAAAGGACGUCUGAACAAAUACAAGGUAAACAAGAAUGGAAGGUGAGUUUCAUAAACACUUGCAAAUGCUCUCAACAAGCCCUUAUCGUCUCUUGCAACGGUUACCAAACUGUUGAGAAAGUUGAUCCAAGCAUCUUUGCACCUGUGGGGAAUAACAAUUGCAUCGUUAAUGGAGAUUUCCAACGCAUUUGUGAUGGAUUACCAACCGAAUUUUACUUCCAAAAUAUACCGACAGAUUGGCGACGGAAUCUUCUUCGACCAGGUUGAUACUUGUCAUAUUGUACAACUUGAGCAGCAAGAUACGGAGGGUACUAAAGAAGUACAGGCCCAACGUUUACAGGAAUGGCUCGUUCCCAUUUUGAUGAACUGGCAACAGGUUUACCAGGCCGUUUUUGUACCAUUAUAGAUGAUGAUGAUGAUGUUGGCCUCAUUUGAUGCAUGUUCAUGAAUGUUUCAUCCUCAUCAGGCCAUCUAUGGUGCUCUCCUCCUACAUUCUAAGCAUCUAGUAAAAAAAUUGUUUAGGAUCAUAAAUUGGAAUGGAUUCUUCAUUCAUGAAAGCCAAAAUGGAGUUAACAUGCGAUAUUUCUCAUUGAGGCAUUUCAUCGAGCAUGAUCAAUGCAAGUUUGUAGAGUAGGACAAGAAAUUGAGAAAAAUGGAAUUUGGGUUACUGCGUUUGCACCCAAAAUGCCUAAUUUGCGAG
Lactuca virosa is the source of this 814-nucleotide messenger RNA. NCBI's taxonomy places the organism in Eukaryota, Viridiplantae, Streptophyta, Magnoliopsida, Asterales, Asteraceae. The record is from the annotation of a GenBank genome assembly.